Acanthocheilonema viteae is the source of this 1608-nucleotide messenger RNA. Lineage: Eukaryota; Metazoa; Nematoda; Chromadorea; Rhabditida; Onchocercidae. The record is from the annotation of a GenBank genome assembly.
AUGAUCAAACGGAAACGAAAUUUUCGGGAAGCAUUUAAGAGAGAUGAAAGUAGUGCUUCGAAUUACUUUCAGCAGCAUUUCGGGGGAACUUUAAAUGCAACUGUUGCGUCUACAUUAUUGUCAUUAACAAGUGAGCCGAAGCGUAUUGUUCUGGAGGAUCUUGGAAUAGGUUUAUUCUAUCAGCGCUAUUCUAAGCUGAAAGAUGACACUAUAAAACGAGAGGAAAUUGGAAAUUUUGGUUUAAAUUCGAAAUUGGUGAAAAACUUUGAAAUUCUUAAUGGGAACCCAAUGAGCAGCAUACAGCUAUCAUUAUACAGUAUUAUCGGCAGAUACAUCGAUCUUUGUGCAACAGGAUUAAAAAUCGACUGCACAGGGUCAGUAACCGAAGAUGAUAUUGAAAAAGCACGUGACCAAGGGUUAUCACGACCCAAAGUGUUGAUUAUUUGCCCAAUGAAAAAGGAUGCCUUUUCAAUUAUUGAAAAUUUCCGAGUAUUGAUUUUUGGUAAUUCAGACAAGCCAUUUAUUUCAAAUUAUCGGCGUUUCAAAGCGGAAUUUGGUGAUACAGGAUUCAAGAUAUCAGAAAAAAGAAAAGUUUCAGUUGAUUACAGGAAGCUCAUGAGUGGAAAUAUUGAUGAUUGCUUCCGAAUCGGUGUUGCAAUUGCCAAAAAAAGUUUGAAACUUUAUACGGUAUUUGAUGAAUCGGAUAUUUUGAUUUCUUCACCAUUGGGUUUACGGAUGAUCAUAGGUGGAGGUGGUGAAAAUAACUCGGAACGAGAAACGGACUUUUUGGCUUCCAUAGAAAUAUUAAUCAUUGAUAAGGCUGACAUAUUGCUAAUGCAAAAUUGGGAACAUUUGUUGAAUGUUAUUAGCAGUUUGCAUAUGCAACCGAAAAAACUCACAGUUGAUAUAUCGCGAGUUCGACGUUGGUACCUUGAAGAGUAUUCCAAAUUUUACAGACAAACGGUGUUGAUAUCAGAAGAACGUCGCGCGGAAUGUGAUGCAUUAUUUGCUCUUUACUGUAUUAAUUUUGCUGGUUUCAUCAAGCUUCUUACACCAAGUAAAGGUUUGCUAGAUAAUAUAGAAAUUCCGUACUGCCAGGAAUUGCAGCGAAUUGAUGUUGACGUGCCAGAAAAUCAGUCUGAUCUCCGAUUUAAAUUUUUCAAAGAAAAGAUUCUGCCAAAAUGUGAAUUGAGUACUACUAUCUUUAUUCCGUCAUAUUUUGAUUUCGUGAGGAUUCGAAAUUAUUUAAAGAAUGAAAACGAAAGCUUUGUCCAACUCCAUGAAUAUGCAAAGGAGGGGAAGGUAGCAAAAGCGCGGGCAUUAUUCUAUAAGAAAGAAAAGAAACUUAUGUUGAUAACAGAACGAUUUCAUUUCUAUAGACGUUACAAUAUUAAGGGUAUCAAAUCGCUUGUUUUUUAUCAACCUCCAGCCCAACCCAAAUUUUACCACGAAAUGAUCAAUCAGGUGGAUUGCAGUUAUGCUCUUGUUCGUGUGCUAUACACAAAGUUUGACUUUCUUCGUAUGGCUCACAUAUUUGGUGAUAACUGCAUGCGAAAGGUAAUGUCUUCCACUAAAGCAACGCAUGUUUUGGUAAGCCGGCAGAGUUGA